Crotalus tigris (Tiger rattlesnake) is the source of this 1683-nucleotide messenger RNA. It is a transcript of the gene MED22, whose product is annotated as mediator complex subunit 22. The transcript is spliced from 5 exons. Gene Ontology annotation, molecular function: transcription coregulator activity. Gene Ontology annotation, cellular component: mediator complex. Lineage: Eukaryota; Metazoa; Chordata; Lepidosauria; Squamata; Viperidae. The record is from RefSeq and is a predicted model, not a curated record. Bases 159 to 782 code for a protein of 207 amino acids. Gene Ontology annotation, biological process: regulation of transcription by RNA polymerase II.
CCAAGGCCUGCCGAUACAACAGGAAGAGAGUCUCCUUCCUCGAACAGCCAAUCAUCUUUCAGGAUGGGUUAAUUCGGCCAAUCGUGAGAAAGCUCCCUUUUCGGAUGAGAAAUGCUUGCUUAAGGAGCGGAAGUAAGAAGGGUGGAUGUUGAUAAGCCAUGUCGCAACAAAGGGUCCUACCCCAGAGCAAAGAGACUCUUCUCCAGUCCUAUAACAAGAGAUUGAAAGAUGAUGUCAAAUCCAUCAUGGACAACUUUACGGAAAUCAUUAAAUCUGCAAAGAUUGAAGAAGAAACACAAGUGUCGCGUGCAACGCAAGGCGAACAGGACAACUACGAGAUGCACGUCAGAGCAGCAAAUAUUGUCCGAGCUGGUGAGUCCCUCAUGAAGCUGGUGUCGGAUCUGAAGCAAUUCUUAAUCCUUAAUGAUUUUCCCUCAGUCAACGAAGCCAUCAACCAACGCAAUCAACAACUGCGGGCUCUCCAAGAGGAAUGCGACAAGAAACUGAUUGCGCUGCGGGAUGAAAUCUCCGUUGACCUCUACGAACUGGAAGAGGAAUAUUACUCUUCCAGCUACGGCGUCUGCGAUGCCGCCAAUCUCUCUCUUUCCGAAGCCUACUGGGGACAGGAACCCACGGGGUCAACUCUGGAAAAUCUCGUCACCGCCUCCGUGGCUGCCGCCACCGCCGGCACGAUGGAGCAGAAUCUUCCCAGCGCACAGGGCUCGGUCCCUUUGCAUCCGCACAUCAACGGGCACGGAGUGGGUGCUCCCGAGCACCCCUAAAAGGGAUCCCCUGCUUGCAUGCAGGCGGCACUGGAACAAUAAACUUGAGCAACAGAAACUUUGAUCGUAAGAUGAGGAAUACCUUGUAUUGCAUAGGAAACAUGCUGGGUGUCUUCGCUGGGCAUUAUAGGCAGCCCUUGACUUAUAACAGUUCAUUUAGUGACCAAACUUAACAACGGCGCUGGAAAAAAAGGGACGUAUGCUUGUUUUUCACACACAACAGUUGCCGCAUCCCUAUCUAAAUUUGGAUGCUUGGAAUCUGAUUCAUAUUUGUGACCAUUGAGCAUCUCUGGUUUUUUGUUUUUUUUAAACCCCCCUUUGCUACCUUUUCAUGAACAAAAUCAGUGGGGAAGUUAACAACACUGGCAAGAAAGAUCGUAUGAUGGGGCAAAGCUCCGUGAGCCACUGUCUUCCUUAGCGACAGAAUUUUGGCCUCAGUCAUCGUAAGUUGAGGACAACAUAUAUAAAAGCUGUCUCCCUCUCGUUUGUGGUUGCAACACAGCUUUGAUGUUCUGGAAAAAAAAAAUUUCCUAAGAGAAGAUAUUUAACAUCACAAUUCAGACAUUUGUUUAAGGAGAUGCUCAGACUAGGAAAAUGACUGGUGUGUUGUUACGAAGUCUGUUUUUCUGGGACUCUGAGAAAAACAUCAGGUCUCCAAAUACUGUUGAGUUACAAAUCCCCAAAAAUCCAGCCAGUGAGGUUUAAGGUACCAGUGACAGUAAGAAGCCCACAACUUUUCCACUAGACCUGAGAUGUGAUUUCAAAAAUCAGGUAACCUUAGACAUUUACCUGUUGGACAUGUGAAAGAUUUAUCUGUUAAUGGUAAAAUUUAUUGUUUCUUUUUUAAGCGUAUGCUUUUCCUUACUGUACGAGGUUGUUGAAAUAAAGGUAGCUGAGUUUA